AUGUCUGACUAUGAUGUAGAUAGUGUGAUCCAAAAUAUUAUUGACUGUACCAGUGCUACAUGGACACCAUUAGAUAAAAUACCAUUAGUAGAAAAAGAAAUAGAUAAAAUAAAGGAGGACAUUACAAAAUAUGUAGAGAACAGUGAAUUUGAUAUUAAGUCUAUCCUGCAGGAGAGCGGUCAACUUGCUGCUGAAAGUAAGUCAUUGGUGAACGAAUUGAAUGCUUGUAAAGAAGAAAUAGAGGAAAAAACCAUAACAGAAAUAUUAAAGUCAAUAGAGAACCAUGACAGAAUUGCCAAAGAGUUAGAUGGUGUAAAUUUUGCUAUAAAUAUAGUGUAUGAUGUGUUGCAAUGUGGUAAGUUCGUCAAGGACUUUACCAGUGAGUCAGUUACUCACACAUACACAGCGGCUGUAGAUGCUGUGUUUGAUUUACUGCAGUACGUAGAAACUCCUGCUGAGGGUUUUGACCAGCUGGAUCUGUUUCCAAACACAAAGAAAACUGCGCAGCUAAUUUACGAAAGUCUUUUACAUGAUCUUUACAGAGAAUGGCAUGAAAGAGUUAGCAUUACUGUUGCACCGGAGCCCGCUCAAAGUAUUAUUACAAUAAAACUUAACUUAGAUGAGUCAACGAUUUCUACAGAUAUAGUAAAUGCAUUAGAUAAUAUUCAUAAACUUGAGGAAAAGUUUUCAGAAUUCACUAAAACACUGAUGCAGGAAGUCCUCAUACCCAUAAUGGAAUAUGAGUGCUUAGUGUAUGCCGAAACAGAUGAACUUGCCACCAUCACAUUUACAUACAAAGAAAAUUACCGACCAUCAUACCAUGACGUCAUUUCUAACAUGAGGCUUCUGUUCCAUUACCUCAGCAACAAGUUUAACAUUGAAUAUUUAAAUGGGAAAACCCUCAUGAAAAUAUUUGGUAAAUUAUUAAAUGAAGAAUUCUGUGACACAAUAAUUGAGAAAUGUUUCAUAGAUACAAUACCGAAUACUAUCAAUGAACUUCAGACGUACGGCAGAAUUACAUCUGAAAUAGAAGAUUUCCAACAUUUCUUGAAAAUACUUAAGUUUUUCCCAGAGGAGGGCUUAACAAUUUUAAAGUAUUUAGACAAUAUAGAUGUUUUGUUUGCAAACAGAUCGAGUCAGUACUUCUUAGAAACUGCUAGAACUAUUAUGCUAAAAGAUUUAAGUUCGACGAUGUCUAUAGGAGUAGAGAAGAUUCCGGAGGGGCCAGAUUUAAAAACCGAUUUGGAAGUUGAUAAGGAUGUAGCGGAAGCUUUAGAUGUAUUUGAUAAGACAAUUCCAAAGAGUCUUUUCUAUUUUCCUAGAUGUAUGAUAUCCAAAACUGCUCAAGAGCUCUUAGAUUUAGUUUAUGUGGUAAUGGAGCAGGCAGUGCAAUGUUCUGAUAUAGUAUGUAAGAAGCUUUAUGUAACCACACGUCUUAUUUUUGAAUUAUAUGAUGCAGUAGUGCCAUACCAUCAUGAAAAUUACCUUCAAACCAUUCCACAAUAUGUCGCAUUAUUUCACAACAACUGUAUGUAUCUAGCGCACAAUCUUUUGACAUUGGGUGACAAAUGGUUAUCUCUAAUGGAGGGGAGAGAUUUGGAUUAUGCCAUUGGUUUUGUGGACCUUGUGCAGAAGAUGAGGGAGCUGGGGUAUAAACAUCUUACGAUGCACAUGCAGCAACAACGUAAACAGAUAUUGGACAAUAUUCGUUCUUCAGAUUUAAACUGUAUUGUGGUGAAGGAUUUACUUGGUGAUAAUGCAGAGGCUGCUGUACGCCAAUGCUUGAGGCAGCUGCAGCUACUUAAGAAUGUGUGGAUUGGAGUGUUCCCAAAUAAUGUAUUUACAAGAUUAAUGGCAACACUGACGAAUAUGUUCAUUGACGAGCUUAUCCAUCGUGUUUGCACUGUGGAGGACAUAUCUAUGGAGAUGGCAACACAACUCACAGAAAUGUAUACAAUUGUUGUCCAAAAAACCCCUCAGCUUUUCCAAUCGCCAGAUGACGUAGAAGAGUAUGUCAAGUCGUGGACCAAGCUGCGAGAGCUCAUUUUUGUCCUGGGCGGGUCCCUCAAGGACAUCGACAACCACUGGGGAGAUGGCACGGGCCCUCUGGCCAAGCACUUCACUACUGAGGAAGUGAGGAGUCUCAUCAAAGCUCUCUUCCAAAACACGCAGUUCCGCGCCAAUCUCCUGUCGAAGAUAAAAUAAUGUUUUAUGUGUGUAUUCUUGUAUUUACAUAAAAAUAAAUGUUCUAUUAUUUAAA
Messenger RNA from Aricia agestis (brown argus), 2260 nucleotides. It is a transcript of the gene Zw10, whose product is annotated as centromere/kinetochore protein zw10 homolog. The record is from RefSeq and is a predicted model, not a curated record. Bases 1 to 2205 code for a protein of 734 amino acids. NCBI's taxonomy places the organism in Eukaryota, Metazoa, Arthropoda, Insecta, Lepidoptera, Lycaenidae. Gene Ontology annotation, biological process: endoplasmic reticulum to Golgi vesicle-mediated transport; mitotic spindle assembly checkpoint signaling. The transcript is spliced from 5 exons. Gene Ontology annotation, cellular component: RZZ complex.